Molecule: messenger RNA, 7834 nt
Organism: Salvelinus sp. IW2-2015
Lineage: Eukaryota; Metazoa; Chordata; Actinopteri; Salmoniformes; Salmonidae
Biological process (GO): synaptonemal complex assembly; male meiotic nuclear division; regulation of double-strand break repair via homologous recombination
Cellular component (GO): nucleus
Source: RefSeq, a predicted model, not a curated record
UUUGGAUGUCUGCUCAAAGAGAGCAGGGACUAUAGUCUGAUACAGACAACUCUGAUGAGUCCCGAUUGGACAUGGGCAAGGAGAUAUCCUCAGCUGGCAGUGGGAUGAUGUCACGCUAAUACACAACGAGGAGCUUCUGCGAGAGUUCUCUGAAAAAAGAUCUGAAAUGCGUUUAAAGGAUAGACACGUCAGAGAAAUGGAGGAGAGGUUCUGUUUUUUAGUCACCUCUGACCAAAAAGCUAAGCAAAUGUAUCAACACGGACUGAAGGUUGAGAACACGGAUCAACACUCUCUGGGAAACCCGUCAUAUGGAGUCUAUUUGCACAGGCACGCUGAUGUGGCCCUGAAAAAUAUCAGCAGCAACACCCCUGCUGGAAUAAUCCUCAUCAUUUUCAAGGUUCUCUUUGGCAAGGUGAAAAAAGUACAUCCAUGUUAUGGAAGGAACAGCACACAUGAUCCAACGGUGAAUUACGAUUGUCACGUGUCCAAAGACCCCGCUGUCCCGAGGGACAGCUUGUCUCAGCAAGUUUUGAGCUCGUCGGUGUUCCUGUUUGACUACAAUGAAAACCAGGAGCUAAAACAGAGACCAAGGCAAUGUUUGCCAUAUGCUAUGGUUUCAUUGGUUCCUUCUGUAAAUUCUUCUCCGACUAGCACUCUAGUUCCAUCUGUAAAACUGGGGCCAAAGACAAAGGAUUCAGCAGCAUGUUUGGAGACCUGCACCGUGGCUCAAAGAGUGGGUAGAGGUCAGAAUGCGACUGUGACAUUCAAACAUUUUGGGACAACUGAAAGUCCAUUGCCUGGAUACAGAUCUCAGGGAUUUGGAACAAACCCCCCAUUUCAAAGAGGUGAUCAACAUAACUUCCAAAACAUUACAUCAAUCCCAAACCAAUUGUAUCACGAUGGAAGUGACCAACCCCCACCGCCUCCACUACACAUUAGUCCCUGCGACCAGCCCCCACCGCCUCCAUUACACAUUAGUGCCUGCGACCAGCCCCCACCACCUCCACCGCCCUUUAGUCCCUGCGACCAGUCCCCACCGCCCAUUAGUCCCUGCGACCAACCUCCAACACCCUUUAGUUCCUGUGUCCAACUUCUACCACCUUUUAGUUCCUGUGUCAAGCCCCCACCGCCUCCACUACUCUUUAGUUCCUGUGUCCAACUUCCACCACUUUUUAGUUCCUUUGUCCAACCCACCCUGUCUCCAUCACCCUUUAGUCCCUGCGACCAGCCCCCACCACCCUUUAGUUCCUGGGCUCCUCCUUUACCACAACCAUUCACUGGUUCAAUUACCUUCUUGGAAGACAAUGGACAGGUUACUGACCCUAUACAUUUACAGAUCCCAAGCCAUGCUGGAACAGCUCAAUUUGACCAUAAUAAACCCCACUUAGGUAACCAAGUUCAGUCUUGUCAACAAGUUUCGAACACCCUGUCCACGAACCAGGAUAACUUCUGGCGACAGUCUACAUCUGCAACAGGUGCAUUGGAACCAGUCUCUACUAUAGUUUAUUCUUCACGUGUGAUUAAGGAUCCCAGAUUGUCGGCUCGAGAAACUAACAACAUGCAGAGAUCGAUUUCAAUGGAGUCAGAGAGCGGUCAACAAACAGGUACCUCUGUCUGCAUAUUGACCGUGAAGCCAGAGCAUAAGAAUCUCCAAAAUGUACCAAAACAGGAGAAAAAUCUCAGGGAAACUGGAAAAAAGAAUGAUCCAAAACCAUGCCAGCCUGAUACACCAAUAGAUUGUUCUACUGCUACUUUGGUGAAUAUUUCAGCUCCAUCCUCUGUGAUACCUACAACUGAGAAUCAGCCAUCGUCUAGAAUGCUUAAAAUGAAGUUCCAGAAGUAUUCUCCAUAUUUUUAUCUGACCAAAGAGGAGAGGAAGGCAAAAAUUGGUUCUCUACAACAUCUGUCAUUUGAUGAGAAAAAGACAUUAUUAGAGAGAACCAAUUUUUAUGCGACUUAUUUUCAGAAGUCCAGGUGUCUACUCAAUCAAAAUGACAAGGUCACCACAGUCGACCCUGGGCAGCUAUGUAAACCAGGAAGUAUAAAAAGAUGCUUGUCCAGCACAGACUCAGUGGAGAUGUGCAACAGUCCUCAAAAGACUCAUGAGGACAGCGGUGCAUACUUGCAGCAGCAGGUGAGACAACAUAAUCUGCCCCAGUACACCACAAAUGGUGAUCAGAGAUCAAAACCUAUCCCAGAAAUGUCAGCCCAUAAUCCAUCAAUUGUCUGUGGGGCUGUGGAGGAAAACGUGGCCCUCCAACUUGAGAGGAACACAGGCAAUAUGGAACCAGAGGACAUGAACCUUUGCAGCCCAGAACCCACCACUACAUGUCUCACAGAAACAGAAGAGGAUGCGCACAAAGUUACUGUGGAACCACAAGAUGAAAUGGCAAUGAAAAAUGACUCACCGAUUCCAUUCCAUCCCCAGGCUGUCAACCAAACUGCAACCUCUGAAAGCCGGCAGGACACAGAGGUGAGGUCCAAUCUUAACUCAGCAACAGAGGAAAAACCUCAGGAUGCUCUAAAUGUAAACUCUAAUGCAAGCAAGCAGAACACAGAGGCAAGCUCCAAACCAAAUUCCAUAAGAGAUGAAAAAAAUCUAAACAUUGUACCUGAAAUCGCUGAGGGAAACAGAGAGAGCAGAGAACUGAAGUGUGAACCAAUCUUAGCAGAGAAAAAACAAACAAAUGCUGUAAGUUCAGUGGAUGACACAAUGGCGAACAAAAAUCCCUCAGAACCAAAGUGUCCAGUCAUUUAUGAGAGCCAUACUGAUAUCAUGGAUGCUUGUGAAGAGGUUUGUGGUAUGGAAACAUCAGAGGAAGUUAUGAGUGUCAAGGUCUUCUGUCCUGGAGUUAUGUCAAGGCAAAAUCAUGAAAGGCUUUUACAGAAAGACAGAGAAUGUUAUGGAAUUGGCCAACAUCAACAAAAUGAAUCCAAUACAUUUUCUACCUGUGAUAACUUAGCUGAUAAUACUGAGGAAUGUCAGGCUGAUGAUUCAAAAGCCAAAGAUACAGUCUACAGUUUCCUGUAUAACAGGCUGCAACUCAGUGAGCUCUUUCUUUCACCUAAUCAGCAUGGAUCAUGCUCAAUUUCUGGUAAACAUUACCUUAAACCAAAAUGCAAAGACAGUCCUAUGGACACCAAUAAAUCACUCCUUCCGCCCUGCAACCCAAACCAAGUAGACAUCGGAGAGGGAUGUAACCUUCGCAUCACAAUAAACGCUGAUAGAGAAUUGUCCGCUGUCACGGAAUCACCCUCUCUGUCCAAGAGAUUUUCAGUGUCAGAAUGUCCUCAAGGAACUCAAGCCUCACCAACUGUACAGGAAAAUGAAACGUUUAGCAACAACAGCAUUAUCAGUGAAAACACACCCAUUGACAGUGUUCUGAAAACAUCCACCUACUACACCACCUUCAACAGAGCACAUGCCCGCAAUGCCAAAUUAAUCAAAAUGAUGGCAGAGAAAUACAAAGGGAAGGAAAAUGCGUCAGUGAGGAUAACGAGAAAUCAUCAACAUUCAAGAGUGAAGAAGAAAUCGAUUGUUGAAAAAUCCACCACUGACAUUCCAUACUCAGAAAUAUCAAGAGCAUCCCAUAAAGCCAUUACAGGUCAUAUGCAGAUGCCAUUUAUGCAGAGGGAAAAAGACUGUCUGAAUGUUUCCCACAAAAACUUGAAACGCAAAACCUUUUCCCCCAAUAAGGUCACAAGAAAUGCCAGAGAGAACAAACACAAAUCAUGUUUUACAUUUAAAUCAAAGGUUGCAGCUCACAAAAUUUCAGACGUCUUAAAGACCUCAACGCGAGUUCCCAUAAAAUCAAAAAAAAGCACUAUCCUGAAGAUGAUAAUAGAUUUUAGGAGAAAAAAACGUUGGGGGACAUUCAAUCACAACAGAAUGUACAGUCAAAGGAAUGUGUGCAAUGCUCUUGCAAAGUAUAUUACUUCCAGCCCAACGUCAGAUGAUAAUAAACGUCUGAGAGGUAAUCGUUUCGAGAAGAAACAUCUGAAGACACCAACGAGAGAGUUAGAAACAAAUAUGUCUAUGAGAGAUGGAAAUGAAAAGAUCAACGAGGAAAAGCAGAUCGCUGAUGCUGUUGACACAACCUUAACUUCGUCGACCAUAGAGAUAGUCAAUGAAGCGGCUGCAAAAUCUACUUCUGGGAGCACUGCGAGCAACUUUGUGGAAGACAUUCAACACAUUGAGGAAGUAAAGGAUCUAUCUAAAAGCAGAACUUGCAACGAAGGCAAGCCACAUGACACAGAAACAUCUCAGGAAACCCAGAGCAAUUGCACUUCCCUUCAGAACAAAAUACCUCCACCGAAAUGCACCAAUACCGUGGCUAUAAAUCAAGACAAUGAGGGAAUAACUGAGUUUAAAAAACACGAGGUGGAUCUGCUGAAAGAAAAGGCAUUACAAGCUCAUACGCACUCUAUAAAAGAGGUGGAAGAGGCCAACAGUGAUAUGGCGCCUGCUAAAGAGAUAAUUUCAGGUUCUGAGAACAUGGAGUUUCCCUUAGAUGCUGCCAUCAAGAUUCUUUGCGGCAGUGAGUUAAAUUCAAACACACCCAAACCACAGGAAGAGAUCGCUUGGGUGUUGCAGCACAAGUAUGGUAAAAUGGAGACAGAGAAAGCAGACACAUCAGAUAGAACACAUUACUGCAACCCACUGGAACAAGAAGACACACCCUCCAAGGAAGUGAAACUCAUCACUAGAUUAAGAGAUUACUUGACAAAUUUUGAGUCCAUAGUUAGGAACCCCGAGCCAAAAACAUCAGAUACACUCUGUGAAACUGCAACGAAUUUGCCACAGAUUUGUGAAACUAUGCAGAAUAAUGUCAAUGACCAUAAGGAGAAACCAGUUCACCUGGUUGUCCUUGACAGGGUGGAGUUGCGCAAUCUGAGACCUAAUGCAAUUCCUUUCCCAAUAAAGAUAUGCACUUCGACUAUCAACACAGACAAUGACCUGAUUCAUAGUAAAGAACAGGAACACAAGGAGAAAACAAGAGGGAACAAAACAAAUUAUUACAGCAUUCCUUGCAUUAGCCCUGAUAGUACUUCCAUGUUGGAAGUCCCUGAAAAGUCCACUCAAACUCCUAUGGACAAGAAUACAACUGAAGCAGAAAUCUCCACAAGUGUGCCUGACAUUAACCAUGGAAUUACAAUUGCAGAAAAGUAUGCCUCAAGAGAACAGCAAAGACAGGCAAAUUGCACUAUUGAUGCAAACAACAUGAUCAUGCUCAAAGCACUAGCAGAAAUAGAACCAGAGAAUUCUGAAUUUUGUCAAACAAAAGAAAACACCAACCAGAAGCCAACAAGCCACAUUGUAAGGUUGAACACUAAGACUUUUCAUAGAAACUUCAGUGUAGCUGAUAUCUCAAAUGCACUAAAGCAUGGAGACAAAGUAGCUUCCUUGGCCGAACUUUGCCCGUUGCGAACUGAAUGCAAAGUCAUGAUGCAGUACUUCAUCUUAAACUUUGAGGAAAAACAGAAUGUUGAGGUCAAUAGAACUAUCGUCUCAAGAGAUCAGAUUUUAGAGCGAUAUCUGGACCGUCCUCCUGUACCAAUGGAACUGAAGUACGAGGCGUUGAAUUCUUUCCUGGAACUGCAGAUAAUGAUGGAGGCCUGGCAAUUUGUAGAUAACAAGAUGCGAUUUUUGAGUGGACAAUCUACAUUUAGGAGUCUGCUCUGGUACGAUCCCACUCUGUAUGGGGAACUCUUUAAAGGGAAAGUGGGAUUUCAGCAACAGUCCUCUUUAUAUUCAUCUUUCCAACAAAGCCUCAUCAACGAAGGCCCAAUUGCAUUGCAGAGGUACCAUUUAGCUGUCUCUACAUUGAAUGAACAGCUGAAAAGGGCCCCAGAAAUGUCUUACUACAUGUAUCUCAAAAGCAAAAGAGAGAGGCUGGAGAUUGAGGCUGCAUUACGAAAUCCCUCAGACAUAGAGAGUUUCUUCCUCUCUGUACCACUGUCUUGCAUGGUCAAUUUUGGCGACAGUGUGGAAAGUUUACAGAGGGUCCAGAGGCUUGUGACGACUUUCACAGAGACUCCUGCAGACAAAUUAGAAGACGGAUUCGAUGUUGGAAAGGCUGAGCACCUUGCCAUGGUGUUCCGAUUUCUUCAGGAGAAAAUCUACUAUUUGAAAGCUUGCAGCAACACGAUGGUCAGCAAGACGUCUUGGUUUGGCAUGGAACACAUCCUGUAUGACGCUUCGAAGAUGCUGGUGUGGAGGGACACGAAACAGGCUGGGUCAGAUGAGCCGCAGGCGAAAUACAAGAAAGCAAAUCCACAAAUUGUCUAUGGGGUGACUGAAUCUGGUGUCUCACUGUUGCAUACAAGCAUGUCAAAGAGGACCCAGCUCAUGGUUAAGACUGGGACCACAGCACAGAGAUUCAGAGGUCGGAGUCGGGGGAGGCCGCCUAUGGAGAACACUCGCUGUGCUGAGAAGAAAUAUCCUCAACAUGGGUCUUUGCCGAUAAUAGACCUCACAAAAUCCCCUAACAGGGAUAACCCAGAUGUAUACCAUUGGGCCAAACCACCAAGCAACCCUGCAGCCCAUUUCCAGGCUUGGACACACCAAGAAAACCUUGUCAAGAGCCAGGUAGUAGACUGGGGUGAAAGGUCACAUGAUACGCAAGCCAUGGAGAGGAAUAUCCCUGCAUCUUCCUUAUCCCGACCUGUGCCAACAUACCCUGAAAUCAGGGCCUGUCUAAGGACUAGUAAAAGUGGGACAGUGCCAAACUCACAGAUCCAGUUACCUGCCUCAAUGGGAGGGGUGGGAAGUAAAUCAGAUGGGAGGCAGCAGUGGGCCGUGAGCUGGAUUCCCCAUAACCUCCAGAACAUCCAGAACAUCACAGGAAGUGAUCUGAGGCCAAUGCAUCCUCUGUGGAUUGGUGUUGGGGACAAUGGUCAUCCCCCCAUCGUGGAGCCUGUCCUCUUAGAGCAAACUAAUCCGUCUUCCUGGUCUAGUCUGCCUUCUUCUCCUCCUCCAUCUGUACCAGCAGGAAAUACAGCACAACAAUCUCUGCACUCCCUCCCAGCUCUCGCUACCACUACAAAUAAUUUCCCUCCCAUAUGUGAGCCCCUUCCUAUAAAUUACCCAUUUUUCCUCCUGAAUGGUCAGACCUAUUCCACUGCCAAUCCUGAAUUAUCCACAGCAACUCUUGAUAACAGAGGGAGAUUUCCUCCCUAUGUAGAGUAGUGCUGCUUCUUUAUCAACUUUUAUGGAACAGGUUUAUAAAGCAAAUAAGGACCUUUUGAAAAUAAGGAAGUGCUGGUGUUUCCGUGUUUAAAUACUGAACUGGAUCAGGAAACAAAUAUCAGUCAAAAAAGAAGGAACUCGAAGGGGAGUUGGAAACAAAAGGAUUUGAGUUAAUUUAUUUKAUGUUGAAUUCACUAUUUUAAGUUAAUUUAAUUAGUUUCAUGUUUGUUGUACUUUUUUUUAUUGUUGUAACAAUUUAUUUUGUAUAUAAUCUUAAACACGUUGUCAAUUGCUGAUAAGCAAUAUCUGAUUGAAAGUGUCCUAUUUUCUGACCAAAAUUAAUUGUAUAAAGUGUUGUUAACUUAUUCCUCAAAGUGGAUUAUAUUGUUAUUUUGUAAUAUCGAAUUGUAAAUAAUAUUAUUUAAGUGUUUUGUUGAAUUUUAAAGACUGCUUUUGGUUAUUAGCUUGUUUGUUUUACUCAGGAUUUUUGUGCUUGUCAUGUUUUGGCUACUGCUUGAGGCUUUGUUUUGUAUUUAAGUGUCACAUUGGCAAACUUAACCCUUAAUAACUAUUUCACCAGCAGAAUUGUUUUGUUGUUGUGUAGGUUAACUGUCAAAUAAAAUAUAUUUGGACAAAUCCAUUAAA